Molecule: messenger RNA, 3601 nt
Organism: Brassica rapa (field mustard)
Lineage: Eukaryota; Viridiplantae; Streptophyta; Magnoliopsida; Brassicales; Brassicaceae
Molecular function (GO): zinc ion binding
Source: RefSeq, a predicted model, not a curated record
AUAUGAUGUGGCUGAGUUAUGUAAAUUGGUUUUUCAUGUGAGCAGAUGGAAUAUUGGAAAUCACACCGGACGCUUAAAUGUGCAAGGGAAAUCGAUGAGGGCACACCUGAGUGUGGUUUUGAACUCUUGCCUUCUUACUUAUACAUGAUAAGAAGGGCAAAUCCGAAUACAGUUACGCGUCUUCAAAUCGAUGAGCUUGGAAGAUUCAUGUAUGUGUUUCUUGCGUUUGGUGCGAGCGUUAAUGGGUUUCCUUUCAUGCGCAAAGUUGUUGUCGUCGACGGUACGUUUCUUAAUGGUAAAUAUAAAGGGACGCUACUCACAGCACUAGCUCAGGAUGGUAACUUUCAGAUUUUUCCAAUAGCCUUCGCAGUGGUUGACACUGAAAAUGAUGAUUCGUGGAAUUGGUUUUUUACGCAACUAAAAGUGUUGAUUCCUGACCAGGAGGGUCUUGCGAUAAUAUCAGAUAGGCAUAACUCGAUAGGGAAAGCAAUUACAAAUGUGUAUCCGUUAGCUGCUCGUGGAAUAUGCACCUAUCAUUUUUAUAAAAACAUAUUGGGACGGUACAAAGGAAAAGAUGUAUUUCGGCUGGUGAAGAAAGCGGCGAGAUGUUUUAGAAUGUCUGACUUUGAUAUGAUUUUCGUGGAGAUUGAAGCACUUAAUCCUGAUCUCCACGGCUACCUCGAAAGAGCUGAUGUCAGACUGUGGACACGUGUUUAUUUCCCGGACGAGAGGUACAAUUUGAUGACUACAAACAUAGCGGAAUCAAUGAACAGAGCAUUAUCGCAUGCUAGAGGUCUUAACAUUGUUCGAAUAUUGGAAUCGAUACGGGUUAUGAUGACCAGAUGGUUUGCUGAACGAAGAGUGGAUGCCAGAUCGCAGUCAACCACACUCACGCGCGGUGUGGAGAAACUAUUACAAGGACGUGUAAGUGCCUCCCGGGAUUGGACGGUUCAAAGGAUUGAUGACCAUCACACUGAAGUUAAAUAUGGCGCUGCUGGCGAGUCUUUGAAUGUUGUUAAUUUGGUUGAGCGAAAGUGCACAUGUCGGCGUUUCGAUGUCGAGAAAAUACCAUGUGUACACGCAAUCGCAGCUGCAGAGGAAAGAAAUGUUUCUCGUAUAUCACUGUGCAGUCCUUACUAUAAAAGCACUUAUUUAGCUAGAGCAUACGCUGAAUCGGUCAUGCCGGUUGACUCAGCGCUACCUGUUCCAGAUAACGUGGCUAACGUACAGUGCUUUCCACCGUUUAUUCGUCAACAACCGGGAAGACCUAAAAAAAAUAGGAUGAAAUCUGCUUUAGAAGUUGUACUUGCAAACAAACGUCCUAGGAAAGAGCACAUAUGUUCUCGUUGCAGUCAAAGUGGAAAUAAUGCGAGAACUUGUCCGAUAUAAGCAAUUGCUUUUCAUGUUGUUUUGUAAUACGGCUGGGUUUUGUGUUGUAAUACGGCUGGGUUUUGUGUUGUAAUACGGCUGGGUUUUAUUUUCAUUGAUUUGCACAACGGCUGGAUUAUUAAUUGUAAUACGGCUGGGUUUUGUGUUGUAAUACGGCUGGGUUUGUUGUAAUGUUUUAUGACGGCUGCGUUAAUGUUUUUCAAAUUUUAUAUUGUGGUUGGGUUUUUAUUUUCAUUGAUUUGCACUACGGCUGGAUUAUUACUUGACCAAUAUAAGCAAGUCUUGUAUUGGCAUUUUCGGGGACUAGCCCGCUUCCCAUUACUCAAGAGAGACACAGACAUCGAAAAACGAAAUGUCCGUACUUAAUUGCCCUACGUUACGUAAUAGCCCCUACGUAAUUAUUGAUUUUAAAGUGGAAUACGAAAGUAGCGAAUUAAAUUAAGAGAAAUUAAUCUUUAUUGGCUGAGAUAAUGUUACUCACACGCCUAAUAAUUGUCGUGAUUUCUAAUGUCAGCUCUUUUAUUCAAACGCAGUUGAAAAAAACUUCCCCGCUAGAAACACGAAACGUCGCGAAGUCAACUAAGGCUGAGUUAUUGUAAUACACGGCUGAGUUAUGGAUUAAAUUCCCGCUCAAAAUAAGAAAUAAGAAACGCCGCGAUACGAAACUACCACCGUUAACUGCAGAUAAAUAAGGUACUUCUCAAACAAUUACACAUCUUCAACUCUCUAUGUUUUACACAACUGUCCUCUCAGAGAAAAUGGAAUAUUUCCCUCUGCUUGAAUUGCCUGAAGAUCUUCAGGCAAUGGUGGUUGAACGUGUGGCCCAUAACUCCUUCCAAGAUCUCUACCGCCUCAGAGCAUCGUCCAGAUCGAUGAAGGCGUUAGCAGAGAUGCGUAGGGUAUAUCAUUAUUUCGAUGUGUUAUCCUUUCCCUGGGGUCUCAUUAUGCCAUCUCAGUUGUUGAAAACUUGCUACGCUGAGAACAAUCCAAGCACAAUUUAUGUAAAGGGUGUACAGUUUUUCUACUCAUACGAUGAGCAAGAUUAUGGCCUUUCUCUCAUCAAGCAUGCAGCAGAUGCAGGAUAUGAGCGUGCAGUGUAUACACACGCUAUGACUCAAGCAAUCUUUUACGGUGAUGCGCAGUAUUUUCGGAGAAUUCCAAGAGCAACUGUUGACAGGGUCGGGAAACUUGUUCGAGAUGCGAAAUGGGGAUGGGGUUUGUGGCAUACUGACGAGUUCCGUCAAAUUAAGGCCAUGUUCACUUCUACUUAUGUUCCGUCCUUCUACCUUUGCCAAUGUGCAAAUGUUGUGGACCGACAAUGUCUCUGCCUAUGGCACAUUGAUGUGACUAAGGACGACAACAUGUGUGAGCGCUGUUUCUGGAUCAAAGAGAUUUCCUUGUUCUUUCGUGAUUUUGAACCGAUAAGCCUGUUUAGGGACACAAGUAACUGGUGAAGAUGUCUCUGCAUCAGAAUCUUAUCUUUUUAUGUUUUUUCCUAUGCCAUUAUGUAUGUCGAACAAAAAAAUUAUAUAUUCUGUUUUUAUGGCUGACUUAUUUUCUUAUGGCUGAGUUAUUUUCAUCUUAUGGCUGACUUAUUUUCAUCUUAUGGCUGAGUUAUUUUCAUCUUAUGGCUGACUUAUUUUCAUCUUAUGGCUGAGUUAUUUUCAUCUUAUGGCUGAGUUAUUUUCAUCUUAUGGCUGACUUAUUUUCAUCUUAUGGCUGAGUUAUUCUCAUUUAUUCAUCAAACACUUCAUCUUUUCCGCUUUACCGAGUUCUUUCUCCAACCGACCAACGUCUACUCUCAGAUCUGAUAUGCCUUUGGUCAUGUCACUCAUCAUCGAUUUCAUAUCUUCUACCUCUUCCACCAAGCACUCGUCCGCCCAUUUGAAUAAAUGUCUCUGAUUUCACCAACAUGCCCAGCUCUUAGUAUCACAUUGACAGUAUAAUGAAUAAAAUUAAAAAUCAAACCUUAAUAUAUCCUUUGCGACAGCAAUAGUACAGUCUUCCUGGAUUAGCCCGUGAUGCAGAUGUACAUAAUUCAGCGGGUUCACCACACCAACACUGUUUCGGCGUUCCUCUUUCCACAUGCCGGCGGUGAAAGUAAGUGUUACCAGACACAGAUGAUGAAGAAGACAUUUUCUUUGAAUGAAAGAGAAAUUGGUGUGAAAGACAAAGUUAAAACAAUAGUGGUAGUAAUAUAAAAUCAUUUUUU